UUCUCUAAAUAAAGAGUUUAACUAAAUAAAAUGGAAAUCAACUUAACAAAAAGAAAUCCUGAAAAAAACAAGGUUGAUGAGUUAGAUACACCUUUUAAAAAACAUGACGUAAAUGAGACAAUGGAUUUUGAUGAGAAUACAAUAAUAUUUCAUGAAGAUGGUUCUACAGUUCACGUAGUAGUUGAUUCUGCUGUUGAUGUAAAAGUUGAUACAGCUGGUGACGCAAAAGUUGAUUCUGCUGUUGACGUAAAAGUUGAUUUAGAAGUUGAUAAAAAAGAUUAUUCCACUAUUGAUUCUGUUGCUGAUGUAAAAAUUGUUUUAACUAAUCCCCAGGGAAAUGAAGUUUCUAUUACAGAAAAUUAUAAUAAAGAAUCUGCAACCCUAAAAACUAACGAGUUGACAGAUGGAAAGCUUAAUAUUAUAUUUCCAUCGCUCCAAUAUGAAGCCAACGGAAAUGUUUUUCAACAGUCAGAAAGAAAAGACAGAGAGGGAAUAAUAUUCUUACUAAGAAGAUAUCUUCCAAAACAACCAGACGAUAAAUGUUCUGACUUGAAGUAUAAAUUAGAUUCCGAUUAUUAUUACAAAAUGAAUACUUUUCCGAGAGGAAUUUUAACAAUAAUAAAUGUAAAAGACUUUAUGGAAUCUUCAGGUAUGCAAAAAUAUCCUAGAUCAGGUACAGAUGCUGAUGCAGAGAGUCUUUGCAAUCUUUUUUUAGAGAUAGGUUUUAUAGUAGAUAGAUUUGAUAACCCUACUUCCACUGACGUAUUACGAAUCUUAAAAAAUGCAGCGAACCAAGAUUAUUCUAAAAUGAGCUGUUGUGUAGUUGCAGUGUUAACUCAUGGCAAAGAAGGAAUAAUAUACUGCACUGAUACAUAUUUAAAAAUACGAGAUAUAACGAGGCUUUUUCGCACAGAAAAUUUAGCGGGUAAACCUAAAGUGUUUCUUAUUCAAGCUUGUCAAGGAUCAGAAUAUAUGAGUUCCUUGGAUCAAGUUGAUGGACCAGGAUCGUUACCGCAAAAAAGUAAAAAAGAAAAGGUUCUCAAUCUUCCGUCUGAAAGUGAUUUUUUGUAUGCUUAUUCGACUGUUCCUGGAUACUUUGCUUGGCGAAAUGCUAGAAAUGGUUCAUGGUUUAUUCAAGCUGUUGUAUCUGUUUUUCGUGAAAGUGUUCAUAAAAUGGAUGUUCUUCGUCUUUUAACUCGGGUUAAUGAAAAAAUAAGUCAAAAUAAGUCAGUUACCUGUGAUGCAAACACAGACAAUAAACGGCAAAUUGCAUCAGCUGUUUCUCAAUUGCGAAAAGAUUUGUUUUUUAUGCCGAUAUACGGACCACUUAAACCUUUAUAUAAAAAUGAACAUCAUUGAAAAUUUAGAAAUAAGAAACUCAAAACGUCAUUAAUUUUUAUCUAAAUUAUUAAAAAACAAACAAACAAACAAAUAUAUAUAUAAAGCUGGGAAGUGGCGCGAUUUAGUACGCACCUUCGUAACAUGCGAGCUAGUUAUCCCGUUGCAAAUUUGCCUAAGCGGUAAUUCUAAACAAGAAGUGAGAUCGUAACUAAGUGAAUACCAAACAAAGUCACACCAAUUUUUAAAUUAGUUGAUGAAACUAAUGUACUCAAUCUCAGUUUUGUCUACAGUUAGAGGUAAUUUAACACAACAAAAUUUAUAAUUAUAUUAGUUUAUACAUAAUAAUUAUAUUAGUUUAUACAUAAUAAUACUAUGGGCCAAUCAACUUUUGGAUAUUCCCUCAAAAAUAGAACUACAAUGAAACAUUUAUCAGGACAAAAAACUUAACUGUCAUCAGAAUAUUAUUCAUAUAAAAACGGAAUAAAAAUAUUUUCAAUGCAACCUUUUUUGUACGUAUUUUUGUUAUCAGAUUAUUCAUAUUGCUUGAUUACUGGUCAUACCUAUGGGAACUUUUAGGCGUCUGCAACUAGUUUUGCUAUUCAUUUACGUUGACUAUUUUUAAUGUUUGACUUUGCUUUUAACAAAUUAUGAGUGUGUGUACUUUAAAUUUUGAAGUAUUUGACUCCUUUUCUAAUGGUUGCUUUGGGAUUUUCUAAUUGUUACUUUGAAUUUUCUUGACUUUCUUUUCUAAUGGUUUAUGAUUUUUUUUAAAGUAAGCAGCAAUCUGUUUGAUUUUUUUUCUUGUGCCAUUUCCAAUUUUCUUUUCCAAUUUUUAAAUUUUAUGUGUUUCAAUUAUACGAUAUAAACUUGUUUUCGAGAUAUUUUCCGUUAAAACGGUUAUAAGUAAACAUUUUUCUUCGCCUAAUACUAUUUUUUUGAAUUUUGACAUUUAUUCAUA
This is a messenger RNA of Hydra vulgaris (swiftwater hydra), 2299 nucleotides long. Its product is annotated as caspase-3. The record is from RefSeq and is a predicted model, not a curated record. Gene Ontology annotation, cellular component: cytoplasm. Lineage: Eukaryota; Metazoa; Cnidaria; Hydrozoa; Anthoathecata; Hydridae. Gene Ontology annotation, biological process: positive regulation of neuron apoptotic process; proteolysis; apoptotic process.